Molecule: messenger RNA, 1062 nt
Organism: Colletotrichum godetiae
Lineage: Eukaryota; Fungi; Ascomycota; Sordariomycetes; Glomerellales; Glomerellaceae
Product: kinase-like domain-containing protein
Exons: 1
Coding region: 32-847 (271 amino acids)
Biological process (GO): peptidyl-threonine phosphorylation; peptidyl-serine phosphorylation
Molecular function (GO): protein serine/threonine kinase activity; ATP binding
Source: RefSeq, a predicted model, not a curated record
AUUCUUUGACAGGGAGGUAAAGAAUCUUCAGAUGCUCACUAAGUACAAGUCAAUUCACCUCUUCAAGCCCAUAGCAGCCUACGAACACCGUGGAGAUCGCUGCCUCCUCUUCCCCUGGGCGGAAGGUGGAAAUCUGGCCGAGUACUGGAGUCGAAACUCUGGGUUUUCUUUAACCAAAGUCGAGCUUGCCUGGAUUUUCGGCCAGCUCACUGGUCUAUUCGGUGCUCUCGAGGAACUCCAUGCGGGUAACUGCAGACACGGGGACCUGAAGCCUGAAAACAUUCUGUUGCUCAUCGAUUUGGACAAGAAGAUGACAUUGCAAAUCGCCGACCUGGGGCACACUGCUUUCCAUGAUCUAGAAGCCGCGACCAAUAUUCGCAGAGCUCACGAGAUAUACACCAAGACGCCACCAGGAACAUCUCGGUACGAACCUCCUGAGAUGGAAAUGGGCCGAGACAAGAACCGAUCCACUUGCGAGGCUCGUUCAAGAGCGUACGACGUCUGGUCAAUGGGCUGUGUUGUCUUGGAGUUGCUUAUCUGGCUUUCCUACGGCUUUGACACCGUGAGUAAGUUCAGAGAUGAAACCGCAUACCUCUGGGAAUGGGAGCGGGUCAACAAGAAGAAGCAAUACCGUGUCCAAAGGGAGGCACAACGUUACAUCAAAGCUCUCUACACAACAUGGCAGGAGCCAUCAGCAUGGAAGGAGCUUUUGACACUUGUGGAAACAAGGCUUCUCCUCGUCGACGUGUCCGAGGACUGGAAUAUCAGCUCUAUUGGUUAUCGUGAAACGGCGGCUGCAGCUCACAGACAAAUGAGGAUAACCCAGAGAAAGUACUACUCUGUGUGAGUUUCCACGGGCUAGGGGCUCUUAUGCCCAAACUUGAUUAAGGGCCAACUCAAAAUCAGCAUCGCGGACAUUAGAUCUAAGUCGGCCUUAGGAUAAAGCUAGAAACACGGUAGCUUCGAACAUUUACUGCCCUUUAUCAAAACUGACAUAGUUCAUUGCACAAAGUCUAUAGUAUUGGCUAUAUUAUAUAAGUAAAUGGAAUAUGACUUUUGCAG